This is a messenger RNA of Caenorhabditis remanei, 918 nucleotides long. RefSeq lists its product as uncharacterized. The transcript has 6 exons. The record is from RefSeq and is a predicted model, not a curated record. Lineage: Eukaryota; Metazoa; Nematoda; Chromadorea; Rhabditida; Rhabditidae. Gene Ontology annotation, cellular component: membrane. Gene Ontology annotation, biological process: sensory perception of chemical stimulus. The coding region runs from base 1 to 918 and encodes 305 amino acids.
AUGAAUAUUAUGAAGACGUUAUUCUUGUGUCAGUGGUUUGAGGCUAUUGUGGCGAAGCUGAUGAUAAUUCCGUUUCAAAUUGGAGUUUUCAAGAUUUGUGAUUCCACUCAACCAUACGUCAGCUGGUGGUCUGAAGAGGGCAGCGAUGAAAUUAUUGUUAUCGAGAAGGCGUCUACGACUGUCUACUUACUCAUAAUUGCAAGUUUUCUCGUUUGGCACUAUGCGUACUCCAUGAUUUUCGGAAUACUGAAUCUGGGUCUCGAACGGAUCUUUGCGACGGUUCUAUUGAAAGACUAUGAAAACAAACCGAGACUGUAUAUUCCUGUGUUAUUAAUAUGCUCAACACAUGCCGUAACUUUAGUGUUCUCUUAUCUGGUGCUCACAAACAAAACUGGUUUUUACAUUGGAACAUCUCCGUGUUUCAUAAAUUCCGGGUUGUCAUUUAUGAUGUAUGUAAUUGUUUUGAAAGUGAACAAAAGAAGACGGAAAAAGCUAGAAGAUCCAGGACCAGGAUGCGAUUAUUCCCUAGCUCAACAGUUUCAGGUCAAGGAAAAUUAUAGAGCAUUGAAGCUGGCAAAAAACCUGCUCAUCGUUGUUCUCUGCGCAAUGUCGGUUCCGUGUGCAUUGCUCAUUAUGCUAGUGAUCGGAUUGAUACCUUCAUUCAAAAUGAUUCUGAUUCAUGUCAUGGAGAAUUCUAUCUACUUGAACCCAAUUAUAAUCUGCACUGUGUUGAUGUUCAGUUCAACUGUUUGGAGAGACGAAUAUCUGAAAUUGAUCCCUGGUUGGAAAAGAUUUCGGACAGCGAGAGUAUUCAAAGUUCGACCGAAACCUCAACUGACUCACAAGGCAUCGACAGCUCCUGUGGAACCAGAUGAAGGAUUGAUAUACUUUGAACAGUUGAAAAAGUCGUGGCAAUGA